Prorocentrum cordatum is the source of this 2857-nucleotide messenger RNA. The record is from the annotation of a GenBank genome assembly. NCBI's taxonomy places the organism in Eukaryota, Dinophyceae, Prorocentrales, Prorocentraceae.
GCGAUAGGCACCUGGCUCGGCAGCAGCAGCAGCGGGUGCGACUGCAGCUGCCACUUCGACGCCUCGCCCGACGAGGCCCUCAUCGGGCUGUUGAAAGGGCAGCUCGACAGGUGCGGUCCAGAGCACCUGCACGGACAGCCGACGUUCACUCCAGCCUGCCCCGAGCCAGGGCACACCCGGCUGGAGCUAGGCCUCUCGCUCGUGCUCGGCCUGGUCCUGGGCGCUGUGCUCCGCGAGGCCCUGGAGACCCUGCAGGUGGGUACACGGGUCCUCGCCUACUACGAGCAAGAGGACAAUUACUGGCAUGAACGGAUUUUGGUCGGCAGGAUCACUGCGACGAGAUGGGUGGUGGUCACACCACACUUUGACAUCUACGAGGAAGACUUCGCGGACGCCCUGCAGCUCUGUCCAGUCGGCCCCCUCGGGGGCCUGCCCACGAAGCUCUCGGGCCACAUCCUCCGCAUGGACAUGGGCCGCUACAAGCGGAACGAAGCGAGGCUGCUGGCUGAGGGCAAGCAGCUUGCUAGCGAGAUCCGCCAGGAGGAGGGCCUCCCCGACGAGCCACUCGGGGCGCUCGCGCCACCGCCGGCACCUGGCGGGGCUCUCGCCGUUCGUGUUGACGCUGGUGACGCUCCUCGCUGGGUUGCCUUGGAGGCCCGAGCUGGCUACCGACCAGGUGACGAGCUUCCAGCAGGCACCGUGCCCGUUGCCGUUCUUGGAGAUCGGGGGAUCUGUGAGCUCGCCGAUGGCACCAAGCUGGCAGUCGCGAAGGCCGACACCUACGAGGGCACUCCGACCCCCCGGCAGGAGCGUCAAGCUGCAGAGCAGGAUCUUCGGACUCUUCCUGUCAAGUACGACGCCGGCGGCACCAGGGUCAGGGACUUCGCCGAAGCGGUGGACAUCAUGUCCUCCAACCCGCAGCUGGACUUCCCUGUCCUUGGGCCGCGGACAACCUUGUGGCUGGUGCAGCAGUUCAAGCGGCUGGGCCAGACCCCCCUUCAGCGACACAUGUGGUGGAGGCAGACCCAGAACCUCACCGCCGCGGAUGCUGGAGUUGAUGAACAUCAGUUCCUUUCAGAGCUGCUGGAGAUGGGCGCCGAAAAGGACCAACUCAAUGAGGGCGAGCUCGCGACCUUCGAAGCUGUGUCCCGACGGUGCCAACUUUGGGAGGAGGUCUAUGCCAACAGACUUCGUGAGCACGAGGCGGGCGCGGUUCGCAGUGCGGGGGCUCAGCUUGGCUCGACGAGCGUGAGAUCUUCUUGGGGCAAGAGCGUGGGCGUGGCGGAGCUUUGGUUUGUCCUGCACUUCAGAGCUGGGUGGCAGCCCGUCUCCAGGAAGAGGCAGCAGUACUCAAAGAACGACGCAAAGGACGUGAAGAAAAGAUUCUUGCUCGAGGUGGCGCGGAGGACGCUACAGGGUCUCACGCCUGGCUACUCGGAAGUCGAGGCCGCCGGUUCUCGAACAGUCUACCAGCGGGGAAAUAUCUCUCUUCCCAAGAUCGGCGCGGGCAAGGUGGCUCUUACGGAGGCCCUCCCCGCUGACCUGCAGACCAAGCUGGAGACUGGGCGCGGGCUGUUGCGAUCCCCAGUGGAGGCAGCAGCGCUAAUUCGUGACGCAGGUGCUCCUCGUGCCAUGGACCCGAAGCUCGGGCGGCUCGGCUACGACUACGGCCACGCGCUGGGGGAGCUCUACACCUCUGGAGUGAUCGAGGCCAGCUCGGAGCCAGUGUUGGAGGAAGCUGGCAUGUUUUUUGUGGCUCGCAAGGACAAGCGGUUGCGUCUCAUCUGCGACACCAGGACUCCCAACAUGCACUUUACCACUCCAGAGCACACGGCGCUCGCGACGGGCGAGGCGUUAUCCUCGCUGGAGGCGCCAGGAGCGACUAUGAUCGGCAUGAGUUCUGGAGACGUCGAUUGCUGUUUCUAUCAAUAUGCAUUGCCGCCCUGGUGCAGGCGCUACUUCAACCUCCCGCUGAUCGAUAGUCGCUUCCUGCCUCCAGAGGUUCGGGGCGCCUGCGGGCUGACGUUGAAGAGCGGCCAGCCGUGGUGCUUGGACAAGUGUCCCGGCAUCGACUUGAAGUCUGAGGAUGCCAAGGUCCUGUACAUCGACAACUUUGCUGUGCUGUCCCAGUCGUCCGACCGCGCCGCCACCGCCGUCGCCGACAUGCAGGCGGCGCUCGCGGCCAAGGGCGUGGUCUCAGAGCUAGACCCCGCCCCAGCCGGGCGCGGCGAGCUGCUGGGAUGCGAGCUCGACUUGCAGACGGGCUGCUGGCACGUGCUGGGCCGCCGGCUAUGGCGAGUCUACGGUGCCCUCGAGUAUGUCCUCUUGGGUCGGGCCAAGGUCUCUGGCCAGGAGCUCGAGCGUCUGAUUGGCCACCUGGUUGUCAUCCUGAUGCUGCGCCGGGAGGGGCUUGCCAUGCUGCACUCCUCAUACGAGUUCGCGCAGGCCUCCUACUCCAAGAAGCAGCCUCUCUGGAAAAGCGUGACCCGUGAGAUGGGCUGGGUCAAGGCGCUGCUACCUUGUCUUCGGGCCGACACCAGGCGCCCGUGGAGCGAGGUGGUCACUUGCUUCGACGCGUCCCCCUGGGGCUACGGCAUCGUGGAGACCGAGUGGGACCUCGAGGACGUGCAGCGCGUCGGCCGGGUCUCCGAGCGCGCCCGAUUCCGACGCGUGCUCGCUGCCGAGGGCGCCCCCCGCGAGAGGGCGCUGGAGCAGGAGAUAACGCGGGCACCGGAGCCCGCCCUCCUGCUAGCAGAUCGCUCGGCAGGUUUCCGGGAGGUCGACUACGGCAAGAUGCACGCCCGGCCCUGGCGCGCAGUCGGCUGCGGCCGCUGGAAGCGCAAGGAGGCCAUCCACG